This is a messenger RNA of Xiphophorus maculatus (southern platyfish), 1111 nucleotides long. RefSeq names its product mitochondrial ribosomal protein L20 (gene mrpl20). The transcript has 4 exons. Gene Ontology annotation, molecular function: structural constituent of ribosome; rRNA binding. Bases 150 to 596 code for a protein of 148 amino acids. Gene Ontology annotation, biological process: ribosomal large subunit assembly; translation. The record is from RefSeq and is a predicted model, not a curated record. Gene Ontology annotation, cellular component: ribosome. Lineage: Eukaryota; Metazoa; Chordata; Actinopteri; Cyprinodontiformes; Poeciliidae.
AGCGUGACCCAGUCGUAGUGCCGCGUCUGAUAACUGAACUCGCGUAAAGCAGUCUGUGCCCAGGUGGUGCGAAGUUAAGGUCAUUUCAGACAGUUGUUUCGUUUCCUAACAAAAGAGGACGAACUGGGCCGAGCUGACGGGAGAGUAUAAUGGUAUUUUUAACGUUAUCUUGCUGGAUCCGCAACCGUGGACCCGACAGGUUCUGGAAAGUACAGGAACUGCUUAAACAUGCGCGGCACUUCAGAGGGAGGAAGAACCGCUGCUACAAACUGGCCUUGCUGGCCGUCAGGAGGGCUUUCGUCUAUGCCACUAAAGGUCGAAAGCUUAAAAAGCGCAACAUGAGGACGCUGUGGAUCACACGCAUUGCAGCAGCAACACGAGAGCACAACAUGAAGUAUCCUAUCCUCGUGCACAACCUCAACAAGUGCAGCGUUCAGCUUAACCGUCGUGUAAUCAGCGACAUUGCCAUCACGGAGCCUCGGACCUUCCUGUCGCUGGCGAAGCUGGCUCGAGCUCGGCAGCAGGAAGGUUUCCAAGCAGCGCUUGGAGACGGCAAAGAGCCUCCAGGUGUCCUCUCCAGAGUUAUGCUGCAGUAAAAAGACUCACUACAGUCAUGGAUUCAAGGAGCCGUGUUGUUCAGAGACAUCAACUUUACUUUUGUCAUUUCAUCAGUAUAUUUUACAUGUAAAAUAUCUUAAAAAUCGUAUUUCCUCCUGUGCUGCUUCAUCAGAAAGAUAAAGGCAGACUUGUGUGUGUCAGUCAGAUGUCACUCUUGUUGAUAAUCUUCCUUGGAUUCCUGAAGAACUCUGAUGUUUGUCACUGGAUGAAGUAAAAAGUUUGUUCUUGAAGUAAAGUUAACGUGGAAGUCUUUCAGUGCUGGAGUCCCAACAACAUGGAGAUGUUUACUUAAAAAAACUUUACAACAAUGCAACAAAAAAGUGUCCAAAACACAUCUUUGAUGGAGAAUAUGUUCACUCAUGCAAGACUGGGUUUGAAUUUGCAGCCUGCAACUUCUGAUUUGAUUCUACUUUUUGUUUCAGUGUAUAUAUUAUUUCUUGUGGUGAGAAUGUAAAGAUGUUUUUUUCAUUAAACAUUUUUAUAUGUAAUGAGA